GCGCCGAGCUCUGGUGACAGCACCCGCCUGCUGACCGCGGUACCCGCUAGAGGUGCAGGCUGACAGAAGCCCAGCCGCCCGCCCCGUCUAUGGUGAUGGAAUGAUGGGGUCUAACUGAUUCUCAGCUUGUUGGGCCCAGUGAAGACUGGCACUGAGGUUGCCAUCAUGUCCUAUACUUGUUACUGAGAAGACCAGUGAGAAGCCUGACCUAAGCAUCAUGAUCUCCAUGAUUACAGAACAAUUACAAAAACAAAGUCUGGAGGACCUGAAAUGCAAAUCUUUCAGUAUAAGUCUGCCACUGCCUGAUCAUCCAGACCCUGAGGGGUGCAGCAGUCCGUACCAUUUUGUGACAGAAGAACGCUCCUGGGGCAUUGUUAGUCAUUGUCCACGGAUUGAACUUGAAGAUGGAAUCCGACCCGGUUGCCAUCACCUCUCCAGCCUGAGUCUUCAUUUUCCUGUUUUAAGUAGAGAGAACUCGCCAAACAGCAGAGACCCUUCACAAGCACCUGAGGAAGGGAACUCUGCGGCACCUCCAGCCCCACCAACAAAAAGACACUGCCGCUCCUUAUCAGUGCCAGAGGACCUAUCACGCUGGAGGCCUAUUUGGAGGCCUAGUGGUUCUAAAGUUUGGACUCCUGUUAAGAGGAGAUGUAACAGUGGUGGGGUUGGAGCAGUACUGGGAGUGCAGACUCAAAGUCCAUCUCAAGGGGUCUCCAGUCUCAGGUUCCAAAAUGACCCCAGUGCCUCUUUUCGCUGCAUCCAAGCCAACAGCCCUCCCUUCUUUAGCCUGGCUUUGUGCCGGGAGUCACCAUGUCCCUACACCCUUUCCCCAACCACUAUAUUCUGGGAGAACACAGAAGGGCCAAGCUGCUUUCCUUUGCAGCGCCGGUUUUCCCUCUCUCCUGUACUCAUCAAGGAUGCAGGACGGUUCCUCCCUUCAGCCAGCAGCUCCCCACCUUCCACACCAGAGCUGGUCCGGCGACAGCAGUGUAUGCCCCGCAGCCAAUCACAGCCUUGUGACCUUGACACGAGGAAAUGUGGACUCAAGCGAAGGCACGAGGAAGAUACACGGUGGCAUCGUCCUUCUCUGGACUUCUACAAGAUGAACCAGAAUGCUGGUGCUAUGUGUUUUUUGGACAACUCUGACGAAGGCAGCUCUUCUCCUUUUAUGGCUUGUCAUCGGGAGUCUCCUUGCACUUCUGGAAGUCCUGUCACAACUUGCACAUUGGCACUUAGUGAAGAAGAUAUGGGUAGGAGGGAUCACUCGUCCUGCUCCCAGGCAAUGCUCUUCCAGCACGAUUUUGCGGACCUGGAUUUAAAUCUAAUUGAAGAAAAUUAACACUCUCAGGAAACAUCAUACUACAAACGGAGUUCUGUUCGUAAGGUGGAUGUAUGAAUGAGAGUGUCUGGGUGCCUGCUGCAGGCCACCACCAAGAGACUUGCACCAAGAGCAUUCCACAAACCUUCUAACCUUCAUGACAGAUAGGAAUUGUUUGGGGGAGUAGGGUAUAAGGGAGUCGGCCAAAAGUUCCAAUCUAUUGCUAAAGGAGUAGCCUGAGGCAGGAUCAUCUGUACUCCCAACCUCUGAUUUCCCAGUGAUUCUGCUGGCGUUGGGAUCUCUCAUUACCGUGUUACAAAACUUUACAUAAAGGGUGCUGUGGGAUUGCUUUAUUUUUAUAUUGAUGGCUUUUGGAAGGAUGUGUUCUGCACUGCCCCAAGGGGAUCACAUGCAAAUAGAGGCAUGUGAUUAA
This is a messenger RNA of Bufo gargarizans (Asiatic toad), 1751 nucleotides long. It is a transcript of the gene FAM53C, whose product is annotated as family with sequence similarity 53 member C. The record is from RefSeq and is a predicted model, not a curated record. The transcript is spliced from 5 exons. The coding region runs from base 218 to 1339 and encodes 373 amino acids. Lineage: Eukaryota; Metazoa; Chordata; Amphibia; Anura; Bufonidae. Gene Ontology annotation, cellular component: nucleus. Gene Ontology annotation, biological process: protein import into nucleus.